Cylicostephanus goldi is the source of this 303-nucleotide messenger RNA. The record is from the annotation of a GenBank genome assembly. Lineage: Eukaryota; Metazoa; Nematoda; Chromadorea; Rhabditida; Strongylidae.
AUGUCGCUGAUAUUCCUCUUUAUUUGUUUCGUCAGCUUUCUUGUAGCUAAUGCUGCGAUAGAGGAGGAUCCUGAUUGCCCCGCUGAAUGGGAGAUCCCCGAAACCAUAGUGGAGUCCAAGACAGAUCUUGGAAAACUGGAAAAUCCACCACUGUUUGAAAAAAUAGACGAAGCUAUUCCUGAAGAAGCGCUUGCUCGUCCUAUCGAAACAGCUGAUGAGAAGGUGCAGAGGUAUGUACGAAUUGAUCUUCCACCUAAACUUAAGUGCGACGAAGUAAUUCAAUGGCAUAAUCAAAAAAGCUAG